CUACGAACUACUCCCCGUUACCACGAACCAUAAAAGACACCUUUACCUUCAACCUCACACCGAUACCGUCCGGCCGAAACGAACAAAGACAUAAACCCCAGAGUAAAGAAAGAAACGCAGCAAUGCCUCCCCCAUCACCCCUCGUCAUCGCAACAGGCGCGGUAACCCGCCUCCUCAAGGAAGAAGCCUCCUACCACAAGGAGCUCCAGGAGCAAGAAGCCAAGGUCAAGGCGCAAGAGGAGAAGAUUCAGAGCGGACAGGACGACGAGGAGGGCAAUGCGACGUAUAUCCUCAAGCAGCACCAAAUGGUUGUCGAGCAGACGAGGGCCGUGUUCAAGCCGCUGAGGACCCGCAUCAACCAGGCUGUCGAGAAGCUCGAGGAUUUGGUCGCCGCGGAGGAAAAGGGCGGAAGUGCUUCUGAGGAGGAGCUUGCGAAUGCAAAGGCGGCGCUGGAAAAGGCCAAGGCGGAGAAUGCUUCUGCUUAAACGAACGAAACGAUCGGGAUAGAACGAGGAGGAUAGAAAGAGUUGCGGUUUAGUCAUACAACACAAGACACACCGGUGGGCUACGGCCAUCACUCCG
Trichoderma reesei QM6a is the source of this 582-nucleotide messenger RNA. Its product is annotated as tubulin cofactor A. Gene Ontology annotation, biological process: post-chaperonin tubulin folding pathway; tubulin complex assembly. Gene Ontology annotation, molecular function: beta-tubulin binding. The transcript has 2 exons. Gene Ontology annotation, cellular component: microtubule cytoskeleton; cytosol. NCBI's taxonomy places the organism in Eukaryota, Fungi, Ascomycota, Sordariomycetes, Hypocreales, Hypocreaceae. Bases 123 to 485 code for a protein of 120 amino acids. The record is from RefSeq and is a predicted model, not a curated record.